Molecule: messenger RNA, 971 nt
Organism: Moneuplotes crassus
Lineage: Eukaryota; Ciliophora; Spirotrichea; Euplotida; Euplotidae
Source: the annotation of a GenBank genome assembly
AGGGUGCAUUCUUGUUAAUAUAUUUAAUUUAAUCCAGCAUGAACUCUGCGUUGUUCGAUUAUAACCAAGAAAUAUCAAUUUUAUCAACUUGAUACAAUAAUACAGAGAAGGCAGCCAAGUGUUUAAAAAGGAGGAGAAAAGUCCAAACUAAGGAAUCGGCACUAUUAUCAACAAGAUACUCUUCUCUUCCUCCAAAAGGAGACAGAAAAAAAAUGCAAUCAAGCAGGAGUUUAGUCAAAACUGCUCGGACGCAUGAAGUUCACAGAAGAAUCUCAGGAGGCCUUCAACAUCAAGAUGGAAGAAAGAUAAGUAGAGUUUCUCAGAGAGCUAAAUUAUCUGUAAAAAGGCUUGGAAUGGCAUUAACCAAAACAAAACUCAGACCAAAGCAAAGAAAACACACUCCUCAAAAGAAGCAAAGCGGGCCUAAAAUCAACAUCACCGACCUCUCAACCCCUUCCAGAAACCACCUCUUACCAGGCUUAUCCAUCUUCACCCAUUCCAACCCAACUAAUUCCUCUUCAACCCACAAAGAGCACUCCGAUCCUUACUCUACUCAAUUCAAACUUCAAAAAAUCCAAAAAUCCAAAAACCAGUGCUCUCAAAAUUCCAAUCUAGAAUCAAAGAGUACAAAUAGCUUCUCUAGAGCCUACAUUCCGAGCUCUAAUGCUUUAUUAGCAAGGUUGUGAGGAAAGCCUGCCAAGGCUUUCCUCACAACUCAGCUUAAGAAAUCACGAGAAAAGGGAAACCAGGCUUCAGAGAAAGAGUUGAGAGAAAAUGAUAGAGUUGUUGAUCUCUCUGAAGCGGAGAUAAAUUCAUCAUGAGUGAAAAUGAAGAAGUUGCUUGGAAGAAUAGACAGAGUUUCUACAAUCCCUAAAACACCUACAAGAACUUCCAAAUCCAUCCCACCAAGGUCAGCCAAAGUUUGAGUGAGGAGAAGAGUCAGAGUUUAUGAUAAACCUAUUGAUGUGUAA